GCCUUACAUUUGGUAGAAAUAUCUUUAGUUUCACACGAUGCACAAAGCUACUGGGACAAGAAACUGAGUAGAUUUUUUAAGAUUAACACCUCUUGCAAAACAGUUUUCCUGUCUGAAAAUGAAAGCACAUACAUGGACCUGCAUUUGGCUUUUACUUGCAGAGCUAUACAACAUCACAUAUUCACAAAACAACAUUAAUUGGGAGAUUCAACGAUAUGACGGCUGGUAUAAUAAUCUAUACCAACACAACCGAGGAUCUGCAGGUUCUAGACUUCUGCGUCUUGUGCCAGCUGCCUACUCUGAUGGAGUUUAUCAAGCAAUCCAAGAACCACAACUUCCUAACCCAAGGAAAAUUAGUAAUGUGGCCAUGAAAGGGGAUUCAGGCCUCUCUUCUAACCGCAACCGCACAAUUCUUGGAGUAUUUUUUGGAUACCAUGUAUUUUCUGAAAUUAUUAGUACAGAAAAUUCGGGAUGCCCUUCUGAGUUUCUGAAUAUUGCAGUACCUAAAGGGGAUGAAAUAUUUGACCCAAAUGCCACUGGUCAAGUAAUGCUGCCAUUUCAACGCAGUCAGUGGUGGAAAUGUAGUGGAGAAAGUCCAAAUAAUCCGAGGCACCAGAUAAACUCUGUUACAGCAUGGAUAGAUGGAAGUUCAAUAUAUGGUCCAUCCCAUUCUUGGAGUGAUGCUUUAAGAAGUUUCUCUGGUGGGAAGCUUGCAUCUGAUUUCGACCCCCUGUUUCCAAAAGAAGCAGAUGAUGCACUUUUAAUGUGGAGAGCACCAGAUCCUUCCACAGGACAGAGAGGAAAGGAAGGGAUAUAUGGUUUUGGCAAUGCAAGAGCCAAUGAGAAUCCUUUUCUUCAAGCAGUAAGCAUUCUCUGGUUCAGAUACCAUAACCAUCUUGCACAGCAAUUUGCUGAAGAAUAUCCUGAGUGGUCAGAUGAAGAUGUAUUUCACCAUGCUAGAAAAUGGAUAAUUGCCACGUAUCAGAAUGUUGUGAUGUAUGAAUGGCUCCCUGCAUUUCUUCAGAAGCAAGUGUCAGCGUAUAAUGGAUACAAUCAACAUGUGGAUGCAAGUCUCUCUCAUGAGUUCCAGGCUGCUGUCCAGUUUAUGGCAACACUCUUACCAGCAGGGAUAUACACAAGAAACAAGACCUGCCAUUUUCACAAAGUCCAAGGCUCUGAUGGUGGUUUCUGGCCAGCUUAUCGUUUGUGUGACAGUUAUUGGAAAAGAAAAAAUCCAAACAUCAAGAGUGCCCAAGAUAUUGAUGAUUUGCUCCUUGGAAUGAUUUCCCAGAUUGCAGAAAAGGAAGAUAAUGUUGUUGUUGAAGAUUUAAGAGAUUAUUGGUAUGGAACUCUGAAAUAUACCCGUAUGGAUUACAUCUCAUGGAGUAUACAGCAAGGAAGAGACUUUGGACUGUGUAGUUACAAUCAUGCAAGACAAUAUUUUGGACUUCCUCCUAUUGCAAACUGGAGUAUCAUCAAUCGAUAUCUGUACCAGAGAAAUAAAAAGUUAUUCGAAGAUCUUGCAAAUCUGUACAAUAAUGACCCUGAAAAGCUAGAACUUUUUCCUGGUGUGAUGUUGGAGUGUGAUGGAGACCCUGGUGAACUCCUCACUGCUAUAAUUACAGAUCAAUUUCAACGACUAAGAGAUGGAGACAGAUUUUGGUUUGAAAAUCUAAAGAAUGGGCUAUUUACCUUGGAGGAAAUAGAAAAGAUUAAGAAAACCACUUUUCAUGAUGUAAUUUUGUCUGUUACCUCAGCAGACCGUGGGGAUUUUCAGCUAGAUGUGUUUAAGUGGGUUAAUGGAGACCCUUGCCCUCAACCAGAGCAAAUAUCAGCACAGAUGCUUGCCAACUGCACUCCACCAACAGUGACUGAUUACUUUGCUGACAGUAUAACAGGAUAUAGUAUUCUUAUUGCUGUCAUAUGUUCAUUUCCCUUAGUUAGUUUUUUAAUUGCUUGGAUGGUUGCUCGUUCCCGAAGAAGAGACUUUAUAAAGUUUCAAAAAAGGAGGGCACUUCAAAGCAUAAGACAGUCCCUGCCAGCUGAAGGGAUACCAGCUCAAGAAUGGCAAGGACCCAAAGAACCAAUAUGCAGUGUUAUUUUACAAAUAGACCCUCAAAAUGUUAUCAAAGUUUUAGAUUCCAGAUGCGCCAUUAGAAGGACCAUCACUUUGCAGAGCCAGAAAAAUGUAAUUGUGAUCCAGUCAAACAACCAUGGCUCCAAAACAUUGCUCAUUAAGAUCCCCAAAGAAUAUGAUUUGGUGCUGUUUUUCCACAAUGAGGAAAAAUGCAAAGAAUUCAUUAACCAGCUACAAGAGAACGGAAUUGAACUACAUCAAUACAAAAAGAGUGAAAAACAUCUGAUGAAAGACGCUGUAACAAAAAAACAAAGAGGCCAUAUAUUGGAAACAUUCUUUCGACAGUCAUUUGCCCAGGUUCUUCAUAUCAGUCGAUCAGACGUUACGGGUAGUAGUAGUGCAAAGGUGAAAGAAGCACUUAAGUGUGAAUUAAGCAGGACUGAAUUUGCUGAAUCACUGGGACUAAAGCCACAGUCCAUGUUUGUGGAGUCAAUGUUCUCUCUAGCAGAUGAAGAUGGGAAUGGGUAUUUAUCCUUCAGAGAAUUCCUGAAUAUAUUACUGAUUUUUAUGACAGGUACUCCUAAAGAGAAAUCUGAAUUGAUGUUUAAGAUGUAUGAUAUUGAUGGGAAUGGCUUUCUUUCAAAGGAGGAAUUUUUCACUAUGUUAAAAUCUUUUAUUGAAAUAUCUAACAACUGCAUCUCAAAAGACCAAACAGAGCAGGUGAUUGAGAUAAUGUUCAGAGAUUCUGGCUUCCAAAAUAAAGAAGAACUAACACUGGAAGAUUUCCACUACCUUCUCCGAGAUCAUGACAAGGAACUCCGCUUUUCCCAACUUCGUUUCAAAGGUAUGGAUCCUCCUGAGGUCUUCAAUCAAAUGUGUAGAAGAGUUUCUUUUGUAGAUAAAACUGAUACAAGACAGACAUCAUCAUCAGAGGCCCUUCUGUAUACAGAGGCCAAAAAGGAAAAAUACCCAAAAGGCAUAAUACAUCAGAAAUUGCAAGAAUUCAGACGCUUCAUUGAAAAUUACCGGCGGCAUAUAAUCUGUGUAGUGAUUUUCUAUGGAAUUUCUAUUGGGCUGUUUGUAGAGAGAGCACACCAUUAUGCUUUUGAAUCACAUCACAGGGGUAUUUCUGAAGUCACAAUGCCUGGUAUCAUUGUUGCAAGAGGCACAGCUGCCAGCAUAUCAUUUAUGUUUUCUUACAUCCUGCUCACCAUGUGCCGAAACCUUAUUACUUUUCUAAGAGAGACAUUCUUAAAUCAGUAUAUCCCCUUUGAUGCAGCAGUGGAUUUCCACCGCCUUGUGGCCAAGACAGCUAUUGUACUAACAGUAUUACAUAGUGUGGGCCAUGCAGUCAAUGUGUAUAUGUUUUCCAUUACCCCCCUCAGCACUCUGUCUUGCCUGUUUCCUAAGAUAUUUGUUAAUGAUGGGUCUGAAUUGCCUCAGAGGUAUUACUGGUGGUUCUUCCAGACCAUACCAGGUCUCACUGGUGUGCUACUUUUGGCAGUCCUUGCAUUAAUGUAUGUGUUCUCAUCUCACCAUUUCCGUCGGAACAGUUUUCGUGGAUUCUGGGUCACCCAUCAUUUUUAUAUACUGCUGUAUAUCUUGACUAUACUUCAUGGCAGUUUUGGCCUAUUACAGCAACCAAAAUUCCAUGUUUUUUUAAUGGCUCCUGCUCUUAUCUUUAUUGGGGACAGUCUCAUAAGCCUGAGCAGAAAAAAGACAGAGAUAAAUGUAAUAAAAGCUGAACUACUUCCGUCAGAUGUCACUUGCCUACGAUUCCAACGACCUGCAGACUUUGAUUAUAAAUCUGGGCAAUGGGUUAGAAUUGCGUGCCUUGCUUUAGGAACCAACGAAUACCACCCAUUUACCUUAACAACUGCUCCUCAUGAAGACACCUUGAGUUUGCAUAUUAGAGCUGCUGGCCCUUGGACUACUCGAUUGCGUGAACUUUACAGUCCUCAGAGUGUGAGUGACCUUGGUGGAUAUCCAGAGAUAUACCUUGAUGGACCAUUUGGGGAAGGUCACCAAGAGUGGAAUAAAUAUGAAGUCUCAGUUCUUGUUGGAGGAGGAAUAGGAGUGACUCCUUUUGCGUCUAUCCUGAAAGAUUUGGUUUUUAAGCCAUCUGUCAACUCAAAAAUUGCUUGUAAAAAGAUAUAUUUUAUCUGGGUAACCCGUACUCAGCGACAAUUUGAGUGGUUUGCUGACAUCAUUAGAGAGGUGGAAGAGAAUGAUAAGUGUGAUUUGGUUUCUGUCCAUAUCUAUAUCACUCAGCUCGCUGAAAAGUUUGACCUUCGAACCACAAUGCUGUAUAUUUGUGAGCGCCACUUCCAGAAAGUAUUGAAUCGGAGUUUAUUUACUGGGUUGAGAUCUAUCACACAUUUUGGAAGGCCACAGUUUGAGCCAUUUUUUAUUUCACUCCAGGAAGUUCAUCCAGAGGUCCGCAAGAUUGGAGUAUUUAGCUGCGGCCCUCCGGGAAUGACAAAAAAUGUGGAAAAGGCAUGUCAGAUGGUUAAUAAGGAAAACCAAGCACAUUUUAGCCAUCACUUUGAAAAUUUCUAGACGCUUUUCUCAUUUACAGUUUUGAAGGGAGUAGCUCUAACACUGGCUCAGCUACAUGUUCUGCUUUCACUGAAAAACACAACUCUCAAUUUUUUAUUCUUUUUUUAACUAUGGGACUGAUUAAAAUCGAGGAGAAAAAUCGUUAAA
This is a messenger RNA of Xenopus laevis (African clawed frog), 4783 nucleotides long. RefSeq names its product dual oxidase 1 (gene duox1.L). Bases 119 to 4636 code for a protein of 1505 amino acids. The transcript has 33 exons. The record is from RefSeq and is a predicted model, not a curated record. Lineage: Eukaryota; Metazoa; Chordata; Amphibia; Anura; Pipidae.